Messenger RNA from Lactuca saligna, 384 nucleotides. The record is from the annotation of a GenBank genome assembly. Lineage: Eukaryota; Viridiplantae; Streptophyta; Magnoliopsida; Asterales; Asteraceae.
AUGUGGCGUGACAUCAGUUUCGAUAAGGACACAUGGACAGACGUGUCUGGAACCGAAAGGGUUGGCAUGUUCGAGUAUCUUUCGACAUGGUUUGGUUUUGGAAAGACUACAAAUGAUCCCAUGGCUUCAGCUUAUUGGGCGUCAUUGAACAAUCGGAUAUGUGCACGAUAUAGAGGCCGCAAAAAUGUUACAAAAACUCGUUUGACUGGUUUUAAGGGUGAUGUGGAGGUAGCAAGGGCUCAAGCCUCUGCCGGUGUUGGGUGCUCAAAGGGAGCAUGUGAGAGGCGUUUGAGCCUAAACCUUCUUCAACAACGGGAUGUUGAUGUGAAUGUUUUUCUUCAAAACACGGUGUUUGUGACGGCCAUUGGAGACAUUAUCCGCUAG